AGGAGGUGGAAAGCCCAGGUGAAGGCAAUGCAGGCAGAGGACUGGCCUGUGGUUUGGCCAGCAGAACCAGAAGCACAGCCCGGGACUCUGGUGAGUGCACUCGGUGGCACACGUCUAUCUGACUCAUGCAUCCACGGGACUUGGGGGGUGGUGAGUGUGACGCUGAGUAUCAGGGCUGCCCACAAACUUAAAAAGAAAGGCCUGGAAACCCAACGGUGGGACACAACCUACAAGUCAGUGUGAAAGCAAACCCCAUGUGGAGCUAUUCUAGAACAUGUUCAGCGAGAGGGGACUUCAGACUGAGCUGGGUCACAAGUGACCAGAUGUGGGUGACUGUCCGGGUCUCUAUCCUGGGGCACUUCCCGAGCCACAGUGGGAUGGAGCCUGGAGGUCUAGCAUCUUCAGGAGCCAGGUGCCUGCUUGGGAGGGGAUUAUAGGCCUUCCCUGAGCUGGGCUAACUGCAGGACCCAUCCAGUUCUGGUCUUGUGCUGAAGUGACUGAGCCUUGGUUUCAUAGAGGACAAGGUUGACCUUGGUGUAUGUCCCCUGGGCCAUAGCCUCUGGGUCCUGAUGACCCCUCACCGCCCCGGUAGCCCAGAGAUAUGUGGGAUCUACUUCCAACAGCCAUCUAAUGCUGAGGCUUCUCUGUGCUCUGUCCCAUGGGAAACCAAUAGGUUCUAAGAGCCCGUUUUCCAGCCUGGCUCAGGCCAGGCUGAAUCCUGCUGGCCUGGGAACAGCACAGCACAGGCACCCUAGUGAGUGCUCAGCAAAUAUUUGCUCAUGGAAUCCCCAUUCCCUACACUGCUGACCGCCUGAUCUGACUGCUUCUGGGAUCCUUGCUCACCUGCCUUCACCCUCUGCACCUGUCCUCACUUCCUGAUAAGGCAUCUCUGUGCGUGUUCUGGCCAUGGGACUACCAUCCACCAUUCACCUGUCGCCAUCCCCUCCAGGCCCAUGUCUCCAGGACCCCACCUCCUAUGACUCUCACUUGCUGGCUGGCCCCCUGGGAAGGGCUUUUAAUGGAGGUAGAAAGCCCACAUGAGAACCUAACUGGGGGAGAACUUGGAAAGCCAGCCAGGCCAGCCAGCCGCCUGGAACACCCUUCCCUGCAUUUAUCUCUAUAUACGCAUAUGUAACAUAUGUAAUCUGAUAUGCGCAUCUCUACAUACGCAUAGACGAAUCGAAUCUAUCUAUGAGGCAUCUUUGCAGGAGUGUACAGAGGUGUGUUCAGACACUGGCUUGCUGGACUGUUGCCAACUGUCCUAUCUACUUUCCUCCACGUCAGCAUGCCUUGGCUUACACAGUCCCGGGGUUGCCCCGAGAGGCACAGAGGCAUCCGAGUGGAGGCAGGACAGCCUUUUAGGAUCGUGCCAGGCUUGCAACUUCAUAGGAGGAGUGGAGCCACAUGGCUGCUGAGGUCCCUUUCAUUCCACGUAAUCUGAGUGCAGACCACGGUGCUUUGUAACCCAGACGUGGUUAAGUGGUGUUGAUGCAUUCUGUGGGACAAUGUGGCAUCAGUGCUCAUUAGGACGGUGUCUGGUUGGAAGUCCUGCCGCAUAACUUACCGAUGUGCUCCUGGGGGUACCUGCCAACAUUUCUGUGCCUCAGUUUCCUCCCCUGUGAAUGAGGAUAACAAUAAUACUCUGAAGGGUUGUACAAGAGGGAAGGAGGGAGUGCGUAGGAGGUUCUGGCAUAGUACUCUACGGCACGUGCUCGGUCAGUGUUGGCUAUUGUCCUUAAAGCUGGCAUUAUGGUUCUUGUUUCAGACCUGGGUCCUCAGAUGGGCCCUCUGGCUCUAUGGGGUCAGUGUCAACCAUCCCUAAGCUCCCACCCUUGCUCCUGCCCUAAAAUUCCCCUGUUGGAGGGAGGAGGUGCUCUUGCCUGGAAGUUCCUUCCGACAGGCUGCUCAGCUGGAUGGUAGGGCCGCCCGGGGCCCGGACGGACUCCACACCGUCAGUCUCAGUGGGGUGCCUCCAGCCGGGCCCCUGGAAGGCACCGUCCACCCCAAAUUCUGAGGGGUUGUUCUCCUGGCCCAUCCAGUGAGCAUCUCCUUUAUUCCCUAAACUAACCAGAGUCUGAAAUCCAGGUUUGUGUCGCCAGCCCACUGGCCGUGGUCGCAGCCCGCUCUCUACUUGGACUUGACCACUGGAGCAGUCCAGGCAGACUUUCUGCUUCUACUCCCUCAACCACCCUCCCUGCUCCAUGAAAGGGCCAGGCUGAUGUGUCAGCUGGGCUUCUGCUGUGAGUCUCUUGUAAGGCAGCUUGUCACAGGCUGUCCUGUGCACCCCGGAGUGCCACGUGGGGUCUCAUCUCCGCACUGAGAGUAGGGGGAGGAUUCUCCCCACUCCACCGCGGCAGCCCACCCUGGGUGUUGGAGGGAAGCCCCGAAAUGAACUUGGCAGGGCUCAUCAGGUUCAACCCUGUCAUUCCAGAGAUGGGGAAACUGAGGUCAGAGGGAGGAAGCAUCCCAUAUUUCAAGCAUGCUGGCAGAGAAGGAUGUGUCCCCUUACUUCACCCCUGGAGAAAAGUCACUAUAGAAUAGUCUGAAUGGUUCAUCAGUUUUGCCUUCUUAUAUGAGGCUUUUCUUUUAUUGAGAGGGCAGAAUCUCCAUGCAGCACUCUUUCUGGAAAGAACAAUUUACUUAACAGAUUUCGCCUUUAAUAGGAGGGGGAACUUGGCAGUCCCCCAUUGCCGCUCCUGGGACUUGGGGAGGAAGGACUUGGAGAAGCCUCACCUCCCUGGGGAGGGCCCACGGGAAGACGAGUGUAAGUAGGGGGAUGAAAGGAGUGGGCUCCUGGGCCCCCAGGAGAGGAAGGAUGGGGCCUCUGGCUGUCUCUGAACCUCUAGCCCACCGCUGACCUCGUAAAGCUGGAACCUGUGAGAAACUGAACUGUGAGAAGUUGAGGUGCUGACUCAGUCAGAAUUAGAUACUAUUUGCAUAUUAUUUCUGGGGUCCUUGGGCUAUGUGUGGUUUGACGCUAAUAAGAGCAGCCCUUAUUUCUGACCCACACCUCCUGUAUCUCUCCUUGGACUGACCCUAAUGCUUGAGCUUCACUGCCGGUCAAAUUUGGAACAAUCAUCUCACUAGAUUUCUCAUAUUAGCAUCAGGAACUCAAAGAUGAAGCCAGCCUAUAGCUCCUUGGAAGGCCAGGACAGUGGCUUGCCAGUAGGUGGGUGUUUGGAGGGCAUCAGCCACAGACCAGGCCAUUAGUCUCCCACUUGGGAUGGAGAACCGCACCCUCCCUUCCCCCAAACUAGGCCCAUCUUGCUGUGUCUGCUUACAUGACCUAUUUUCUGGCCACAGCUAGUAUUACCUGUUCUAAACAUCUGGAAUUACCUGCCUGCUUAGUCACCUUCCCUCUGGCUUCAAACAGCUGUUGGGCCCCACCCCCUCUCCACCUCUUAUCCAUCUAGGGUCCCUCCCUCCCCUUUUUCUUCCUGGAAGGAUCUGGAGGUACCAGAUCCACAAGUUCUGAUGUCUUUAAAAGGAUCAGCCUGGGCAAUAAGGCUCAUUUGAGAGCUGUGACAUUCACCUUGACUCUAGUGAAAGUCCAACAGCCCAUCCCCUUUUGGCUUCCAACUGGGCAUCAUGAGGGCCUGUGUGCCCCUGAUAGUGGCCAUACUCUUCAGCCUGGCCUGGGCUGGAAAAUUAGAGUCCUGUGCAUCUCGCUGUGAUGAGAAAUUUCACCGGGACGCUGCCUGCCAGUGUGACCGCCAGUGUCCCCGGCAUGGGGACUGCUGUGAAGACUAUGAGCACGUGUGUACUGGAGAAGAGGGCCCCGAAGAGCCAGAGCCAUUCCUGGAGCUGGAGGAAGAGCCGGUGGAGGCCCCAGCUGGCCACCUGUACUCGGCACCCAGCUCCUGCCGGGACCGCUGCCACGAGGCCUUCGACUGGCACCAACCAUGCCACUGCGAUGCCCGCUGCCCAGAGUUUGGGAACUGCUGCACGGAUUUCGAGAGCCUUUGUGGCCACGAGGGCUUCUCCUACAGCAGUGAUGCUAUAACCAAGGAGGAGCUACAGAGCAUCUCUGAGAAGAUCUACAGGGCGGAUGUCAACAAAGCCCAGAAGGCAGACAUCAUUCUCAACAGCCAAAACCGCAUUUCGCCCUCAGAGACCAGAGACCAAGUGGACCGCUGCCCAGAGCCGCUCUUCACCUACGUCAACGAGAAGCUGUUCUCCAAGCCCACCUACUUGGCCUUCAUUAACCUCCUCAACAACUACCAGCGGGCCACGGGUCGUGGGGAGCACUUCAGUGCCCAGCAGCUGGCUGAGCAGGACGCCUUCCUCAGAGAGGUCAUGAGGACGGCGGUCAUGAAAGAACUCUAUGGCUUCCUCCGUCACCAGAACCGCUACGGCUCCGAACAAGAGUUUGUCGAUGACUUGAAGAACAUGUGGUUUGGGCUCUAUUCAAGAGGCAAUGAAGAGGAGGACUCGAGUGGCUUUGAACACGUUUUCUCAGGUGAAAUCAAAAAAGGCAAGGUCACUGGCUUCCAUAACUGGAUCCGCUUCUAUAUGCAGGAGAAGGAGGGCCUGGUUGACUAUUACAGUCACAUCUACGACGGCCCGUGGGAGUCUUACCCUGACGUGUUAGCCAUGCAGUUCAACUGGGACGGCUACUACAAGGAGGUGGGCUCAGCUUUCAUCGGCAGCAGCCCUGAAUUUGAGUUUGCGCUCUAUUCCCUGUGCUUCAUUGCAAGGCCAGGCAAAGUAUGCCAGUUAAGCCUGGGUGGCUAUCCCUUGGCCAUCCAGACCUAUCCCUGGGACAAGUCCACCUAUGGAAAUGGCAAGAAAUACAUCGCCACGGCCUAUGUGGUAUCUUCUACUCGAUAGAGCUUGGAGCCCUAUGGGGCAUGAGAGCAGUGAGAGUUUCUGCAGGAUGCAGGGGCUAUCUGCUCUGGGCUGCAGGAGGCUAGAGGAGACUGAGAGGGAUUCCCAAGUCUAGAAAUGCCCUUAUGGUUAACAGAGAAAAGUACAAAUAAGAAAAAUGGAGAGGAACAGUAAAAUCUUUGUGCUCCAGCAUUUUGGAAAGGGAGUCCAGACAGAGAAGAUGGGAGCCCCCUGUGGCCCUUGGCCCUGAUGGGAGGUAAAACCAUAGACAAUUCCUUGACCUCUCUAGGCCUCAUGUUUCUUUUGACUGUAAAGGGAAGGGGUUUGCCCCCUUUCUUCUUUUUGGAGUUGGUGAGAGGGCAAACCUGAUAUCAUUACUGUGAAGGUGUUCUCAAUUGUUCUUAAAAAGAACAGCAGAUAAGAAUUCAAGGUCACUAUAAUGGCUGUUAUCAUACACAGCUUUGCAAACUGCAAUUCAGCCCUAUGUUGGGGCCUCAAAGAACUCUGACCAUGGAAAUCAAGCAGUGGGUAGUUGGUCUUUUCUUGGGUUAUAGCAUCUCAGGACAGGGUCUGGGAGAACUCUGAUGCUUGAUGGAGAGGAGAGUGGGUUGAUGCAGUGAGUGAGCUUGGGAGGGAGUGAACUUCUCCAGGCUAGCUCAACAACUGCAUCAAGAAGCUUUCUACUCGUAGAUGCUAGUGUGGGUACAGAGGUAUAUUUCGAUCCCACAUAGUUUGUAAAAGAGUUCCCCAAAUAGGAGGAAGAAAGGAACUUGGAGCUUGGUGACAUUAAAAAUUAUUGUAAGGCUAAUCCAGUAGCCAUAAUUUGCUGGAAUUACUCCAGAUUUAAAGAUCAGGGAGAGGGGAGCUCCCUGUUCCAACCUCAAUUAUGCAUUUCUCCUCCUGUGGCCUUACGGAGAACCAGACACUGUCCCACAGAACUAGGCUUGAACUAUGGUUUACAGGGUUUGAGUCUCCAAUUAAAGUCAUUAAAGAAAAUUGAAA
This is a messenger RNA of Mustela lutreola (European mink), 5829 nucleotides long. RefSeq names its product endonuclease, poly(U) specific (gene ENDOU). The record is from RefSeq and is a predicted model, not a curated record. Gene Ontology annotation, biological process: immune response. Bases 3589 to 4830 code for a protein of 413 amino acids. Gene Ontology annotation, molecular function: scavenger receptor activity; RNA endonuclease activity; polysaccharide binding. NCBI's taxonomy places the organism in Eukaryota, Metazoa, Chordata, Mammalia, Carnivora, Mustelidae. The transcript is spliced from 10 exons.